UGCGCUUGCGCACUGCGCGUUGGCGAGACCGGGUUUGCCGGCCCAGGGCAGUGACAGGGAUUCUUGUGUGUGGUUACGGUUUCGGCUUCCCGGUGGCAGGGAGAGGGGUCUGGGGUCCUCUGGCGGCCACAGGACCGACGUCAGCCGCGGCCGGAACCACAGUCGAAGGCCGGGCGCGGCAUGUCCCGGGUGCCUCGACGCAGGCAGUGAGGCGCGCGGCGAGCGGGAUGGGUCGACGCCGGGCGCCAGAGCUGUACCGGGCCCCGUUCCCGUUGUACGCGCUUCAGGUCGAGCCGAGCGCGGGGCUGCUCAUCGCGGCGGGCGGAGGAGGUGCUGCCAAGACCGGUAUAAAGAACGGCGUGCACUUUCUGCAGCUAGAGCGGAUUCAUGGGCACCUCAGUGCCUCCCUGCUCCACUCCCAUGACACGGAGACUCGAGCCACCAUGAACUUGGCGCUGGCUGGCAACAUCCUUGCUGCAGGGCAGGAUGCCCGCUGUCAGCUCUUGCGCUUCCAGACCCAACAGCAGAAGGGCAAAAACAAGGCAGAGAAGGCAGCUUCCAAGGAGCAGGGGCCUCGACAGAGGAAAGGGGCUGCCCCAGCAGAGAAGAAGUCUGGAGCCGAAACCCACCAGGAGGGGGUAGAAUUCAGCGUAGAGAAUUUGCAGGCCGUGCAGACAGACUUCAGCCCUGACCCACUGCAGAAAGUUGUACGCUUCAACCGUGAUACUACCCUGCUUGCCACUGGAGGGACGGAUGGCUACGUUCGUGUCUGGAAGGUCCCCACCUUGGAGAAAGUUUUGGAGUUCCGGGCCCAUGAAGGAGAGAUUGAGGACCUGGCUGUGGGGCCCGACGGCAAGUUGGUUACUGUGGGCCGGGACCUUAAGGCCUCUGUGUGGCAGAAGGAUCAGCUGGUGACCCAGCUGCACUGGCAAGAGAAUGGACCCACCUUUUCUAACACGCCUUACCGCUACCAGGCCUGCAGGUUUGGGCCAGUUCCAGACCAGCCUGCCGGGCUGCGGCUCUUCACAGUGCAGAUUCCCCACAAGCGUCUGCGCCAGCCCCCACCCUGCUACCUCACAGCCUGGGAUGGCUCCACGUUCUUACCCCUUCGGACCAGGUCCUGUGGCCAUGAAGUCAUCUCCUGCCUCAGUGUCAGUGAAUCGGGCACCUUCCUGGGCCUGGGCACGGUCACUGGCUCUGUUGCCAUCUACAUAGCUUUCUCCCUCCAGCGCCUGUACUAUGUGAAGGAGGCCCAUGGCAUUGUGGUGACGGAUGUGGCCUUUCUGCCUGAGAAGGGGCGUGGUCCAGAGCUCCUUGGGUCCCACGAAACUGCUCUGUUCUCUGUGGCUGUGGAUAGUCGUUGCCAGCUACACCUGCUGCCCUCACGACGGAGUGUUCCUGUGUGGCUGCUGCUGCUGCUGUGUGUCGGGCUUAUUGUUAUGACCAUCCUGCUGCUCCAGAGUGCCUUUCCAGGUUUUCUUUAGCCUCCUUGCUCCCAGAGAACCAGGGGCCUGGGCACUGCCACCUCUAGACCAGAGUGGAGGCCUGGACCCCACUGCUCACUCCACUGGGGCCCACAGCUGAGGUUGCCUCUGAUGAGACUACUAGGCAAUGCCUGCCCUUCCCAGUUAAAGUUUGGCUGUGGCCUCGUGCGACCCUGAGUUCUGGGAACCUUGUAUUCAUCAUCUGUGGAUCCGCCCAGGACCGUGGUGUCCUUCUUCCCUCUGCCUACCAGAGGCUCCAAGGUGGGGCUUGUCCUUCCCCCAGAAAUAUGUGAAGAUGCCCAAGAACUUGGAGGCACUGCUGUCCUUCCUGCCGAAAGCCAUUUUCUCCUGCUCCCCGCACAGCCUCACGGCCGGCUGCUCUCCGCAGGAGCCCCUCCCAUUUGCUGGGGCAGCCCCUGGCCUGGGACUUGCUCUUAGGGAAGGAAGGAGUCAGAGGAAGACCCGAGAAGUACUCUUUGCAUUCAGCUGGGCAGCGCCAAGCCAGCCGAGCUCAAUAUGCAGUAUGUUCCUGGACAGGCUAGCCUAGCCUUGAGCCAAGGGAAAAUGAACCUCAGCCCAUUUGGCAGGAAACAGUAAUAUUUAAUAAACAAGGGAAAACUGAA
Molecule: messenger RNA, 2107 nt
Organism: Phacochoerus africanus (Common warthog)
Lineage: Eukaryota; Metazoa; Chordata; Mammalia; Artiodactyla; Suidae
Gene: PREB
Product: prolactin regulatory element binding
Exons: 9
Coding region: 228-1484 (418 amino acids)
Biological process (GO): protein secretion
Cellular component (GO): endoplasmic reticulum membrane
Molecular function (GO): protein binding; GTPase activator activity; guanyl-nucleotide exchange factor activity
Source: RefSeq, a predicted model, not a curated record